Molecule: messenger RNA, 984 nt
Organism: Lodderomyces elongisporus
Lineage: Eukaryota; Fungi; Ascomycota; Pichiomycetes; Serinales; Debaryomycetaceae
Gene: ARA1
Product: D-arabinose 1-dehydrogenase (NAD(P)(+))
Exons: 1
Coding region: 1-984 (327 amino acids)
Cellular component (GO): cytosol
Molecular function (GO): aldose reductase (NADPH) activity
Source: RefSeq, a predicted model, not a curated record
AUGACACCAAUUAAAAAGGCAACAGACGUUUACUUUACUUUAAACAAUGGUAUCAAGAUUCCUGCUUUGGGAUUAGGUACUGUCCCUUCAGAUGACCCUAGCGAUGUGAAGGAUCAAGUGAUCACAGCCGUCAAAGCUGGAUAUCGUUUGAUCGAUACUGCGUGGUAUUAUGGUACUGAAAAGUAUGUGGGACAAGCACUUAAGGAGUUGUUUGACGAAGGUGUAGUCAAGCGUGAAGAUAUUUUUAUCACCACAAAAGUGUGGCCAUCCUUCUAUCAUAGUCCCGAAAAGUCUUUGGAUCAAUCUUUAGAGACAUUGGGUUUGGACUAUGUCGAUUUAUUUUUGCAACAUUGGCCAGUUGCACUUCACGGUGACGAGAAUGGACAACCAACGGCACCAAAGGAUAAGGAUGGAAAUUUGAUAUACGACGAUGAUCCAGCAACUGGCACAAAGUUUAUUGAAGUUUAUCAUAAGCUUGAGAAAAUCUUGGAUGAGACGAAAAAGACAAGAGCAAUUGGUGUUUCCAAUUAUUCCAUUCCUAAAUUGAAGCAAUUAUUGCCAACAGUUAAACACGUCCCAGUGGUGAACCAAAUAGAGUACCACCCAGAAUUGCCACAGCAAGAUUUAGUGGACCUUUGUAACGAGCACAAGAUAAUUGUAGAAUGUUAUUCACCAGUUGGUGGUCCAGGUGCGCCUGUGUUGAAACAACCUUUGGUUCAAGAGCUUGCAAAGAAGUAUGAUGUUUCAACCAAUGAGAUUGUGGACGCUUACCAGAUUUUGAACGGAAGAAUUGCAAUUCCAAGAUCGUCAAAUUUGGAAAGGAUCAAAUCGAUUACAAACUUGCCAGACUUGAGUAAAGAAGAAUUGGACGAGUUAUACCAAAUUGGUGUGAAUAAACCAACAAGAUACACCAAUGACCCAUGGGGAUAUGGCCUUGGGUUCCGCUGGUGGCAAGGUGAUGACAAGAGUAAAACAUUUACAUAA